Molecule: messenger RNA, 1366 nt
Organism: Echinops telfairi (small Madagascar hedgehog)
Lineage: Eukaryota; Metazoa; Chordata; Mammalia; Afrosoricida; Tenrecidae
Product: phosphoglycerate kinase 1-like
Exons: 1
Coding region: 113-1366 (417 amino acids)
Biological process (GO): glycolytic process; gluconeogenesis
Cellular component (GO): cytosol
Molecular function (GO): ATP binding; phosphoglycerate kinase activity; ADP binding
Source: RefSeq, a predicted model, not a curated record
UGUGAGCUAGGGCUCUGCUUUCCAUGCGCUGCCCGUGUGCUCCUCGCUUGUCCUAUGUCCGGGCGCUGCCGCCUCCUAGCUGCAAGCCACUCGCCACUGCUGAAUUGCCAAGAUGUCUCUUUCUAACAAGCUUACUCUGGACAAGCUGGACGUGAAAGGGAAGCGGGUGGUCAUGAGGGCGGACUUUAAUGUUCCUAUGAAGAAUAACCAGAUAACAAACAACCAGAGGAUCAAGGCUGCCAUCCCAAGCAUCAAAUUCUGCUUGGACAAUGGAGCCAAGUCAGUUGUUCUUAUGAGCCACCUGGGCCGACCGGAUGGCAUCCCCAUGCCUGACAAAGACUCCUUAGAGCCUGUUGCUGUAGAGCUGCGAUCUUUGCUGGGCAAGGAUGUUCUUUCCUUAAAGGACUGUGCGGGCCCAGAAGAGGAGAAAGCCUGUGCUGACCCAGCGGCUGGUUCUGUCAUCCUGCUAGAGAACCUCCGCUUUCAUGUAGAGGAAGAAGGGAAGGGAAACGAUGCUUCUGGGAACAAGGUUAACGCCAAGCCAGCCGACGUAGAAGCCUUCCAGGCUUCCCUUUCCAAGCUCGGGGAUGUCUACGUCAAUGAUGCUUUUGGCACCGCCCAUCGAGCUCACAGUUCCAUGGUGGGAGUGAAUCUGCCACAGAAGGCUGGUGGUUUCUUGAUGAAGAAGGAGCUGAAUUACUUUGCCAAGGCCUUGGAGAGCCCAGAGAAACCCUUCCUGGCUAUCCUGGGCGGAGCUAAAGUUGCAGAUAAGAUCCAACUGAUCAAUAAUAUGCUGGAUAAAGUUAAUGAAAUGAUUAUUGGCGGUGGAAUGGCUUUUACCUUCCUUAAAGUGCUCAAUAACAUGGAGAUUGGCACUUCUCUGUUUGAUGAAGAGGGAGCAAAGAUUGUCAAGGACCUAAUGUCCAAAGCAGAGAAGAACGGUGUGAAGAUUACCUUACCUGUUGACUUUGUCACUGCCGACAAGUUUGAUGAGAAUGCCAAGACUGGCCAAGCCACCGUGGCCUCCGCCAUACCUGCUGGCUGGCUGGGCUUGGACUGUGGUCCUGAGAGCAGCAAGAAGUAUGCUGAGGCUGUUGGUCGGGCUAAGCAGAUUGUGUGGGAUGGACCUGUGGGGGUAUUUGAAUGGGAAGCUUUUGCCCGGGGAACCAAAGCUCUCAUGGAUGAGGUGGUCAAAGCCACUUCCGGGGGCUGCAUCACCAGCAUAGGUGGUGGGGACACUGCCCCUUGCUGGGCCACAUGGAACACUGAGGACAAAGUCAGCCAGGUGAGCCCUGAGGGCGGUGCUAGUCUGGAGCUCCGGGAAGGUAAAGUCCUUCCGGGGGUGGAGGCUGUCAGCAAUGUUUAG